Molecule: messenger RNA, 1222 nt
Organism: Cicer arietinum (chickpea)
Lineage: Eukaryota; Viridiplantae; Streptophyta; Magnoliopsida; Fabales; Fabaceae
Source: RefSeq, a predicted model, not a curated record
CCACAGCACUAGACUUCAGAUUCCUUCAACUAAACCAUAGAAAAUAGCAAAGUGCUUUUGUUUGAUAUCCGUCAAUAUGCAAAUAACGCGAUGGCGAAACUUUUUGUCCAUGAAGAAUCACAUUAUUCCCUCCGUUUCGCAUUUCUCUGCUUUUCAUUCCACUCCUUGUUCCUGUCAUAAAUGGAAGAGUAACCCCGAUAUAGGAGGACAGAAACCAUCUAAGGUGCCAUGUGCGAAUGGUCUGAAUCUGGGUCUUACUAAAUUUCCUAAUAAGAAGAUAUCUGAGAUCAGAACAAAACAAAAUCAAAUCAAAUUUGUUACCCGUCAAAAGCGUGCUGAUGCAAAGAAAGCUCUAAAACAUCUCCUUUACAAUAGUGGAUCCUCUAAAUUUUCAUUUGAGGACAAAGAAACAAAACGGAAACAUGAUGGAAACUCUGGGGAUCGUUCAAAUAGCUAUUCCAAUAAUGGUCAACCAAAGUCUGGCCAACGGUUUGGUGGAAAACCACAAAAGAAAACUACAAGAAAAAUCAGAAGAGAAAGUUUCUGUGAGGAUGUUGAUGGCCAUCCUGAACAAAUAUUUCAGGCAACAUUUGGUAACAGAUGGUAUACGUGGUCCUUCAGCAAUAUGCGGGGAUCUUCUUCUGAACAAUCCACAUACGGGUUUGAAUGGCGAGAAAAUGCAAGUAGGACAAACAAGUGGAAAACUGCGAGCGAUGAUGAGAAUGAUGAUAAUGAUAAAGAUGACAAUUCGUGCUGUGUAGGGUCGAGUUCUGAUAGAACUAUUCUUGGUUUGCCUCCAACAGGUCCAUUAAAGAUAGAAGAUGUUAAAAAUGCUUUCCGAUUAUCAGCUUUAAAAUGGCAUCCUGAUAAGCAUCAAGGCCCUUCGCAGGCAAUAGCUGAAGAAAAAUUUAAAUUGUGUUUAAAUGCAUACAAGACAUUAUGCAGUGCUCUCUCCCCAGCAUAGGAGGCAAUAUGACUUACCAAUGUUUCAUAGUCGUUAUUAUCUCCAACAGAGCUGGUCACCGGUGUAGUUGUGUAGGAUCAAAUUAAUUGGUUGUACUAUAAUUUUUUUUGGUACAAUAAUUGUUUGUAUUUUAUUAACAAUAAAGUCCUGAUUUUUUUCCUCUCUAUUUAUGUUACCCAAAGUGCUUACUCUAACUAGAAGAGUAGUGAAGGGUGUUCAGUCAGAAAAAUUCAUUUUUUUAAAUGCAAAUUUUAAUUA